CAAUCGUAGUCUUCCAUCUGGCUUAUCACGUGUAUAGCCGGCAUUUUCAUUACAACAAGCUGGACAGUUUGGAGAAGAUCUUGAAGAGAUGAAAACGUGUUUGUGUCUGCUUGCGUUGGUCGGAGUUGUUUUCUCCGAACCAACUGUUGUGUUCAGAGAAGAGUUUGGAGAUGGUGAAGGCUGGACAAGCCGAUGGGUAAACUCCAAACACAAGAGCGACCAGGGAAAGUUUGUCCUGAGUGCUGGUAGCUUUUAUGGAGAUGCCGAAAAGGACAAAGGCAUCAAGACAUCUCAAGAUGCACGCUUUUACGGAGCUUCUGCAAAAUUUGACUCUUUCGACAAUGAAGGAAAGACACUGGUUGUGCAGUUCACAGUCAAACAUGAACAGAACAUUGAUUGUGGAGGAGGAUAUGCCAAGAUUUUCCCUUCAAACCUUGAACAGGAAGAUAUGCAUGGAGACUCCCCAUAUGCAAUAAUGUUCGGACCUGACAUUUGUGGCCCUGGAACCAAGAAAGUGCAUGUUAUCUUUAACUACAAGGGAAAUAAUCUUCUAACAAAGAAAGACAUCCGAUGCAAGGACGACGUUUUCACCCAUCUGUAUACUUUGAUCAUCAAACCAGAUAACACCUAUGAGGUGAAAAUUGACAAUGAGAAGGUAGAGAGUGGCUCACUUGAGGAGGACUGGGACUUCCUUCCAGCCAAGAAAAUCAAGGAUCCUGAAGCAAAGAAACCUGAUGACUGGGACGAGCGCGAGAAGAUUGAUGAUCCUGAAGACACUAAGGCUGAUGAUUGGGACAAGGCUGAGCAUAUCCCAGAUCCUGAUGCCAAGAAACCUGAUGAUUGGGACGAUGAGAUGGACGGAGAAUGGGAGCCCCCAAUGAUUGACAACCCAGAAUACAAGGGAGAAUGGAAACCAAAGCAGAUUGAUAACCCAGAUUACAAAGGAAAGUGGGUUCAUCCUGAAAUUGACAACCCAGAAUACAGUCCUGAUGAUAAACUUUACCAUUUUAAGGACAUUGGGUUUAUUGGAUUUGAUUUAUGGCAGGUAAAAUCAGGAACAAUUUUUGACAACAUCCUUAUCACGGAUGAUGUUGCUUUUGCUGAAGAAGUAGGAAAUGAUACAUGGGGAAAAACGAAAGAUCCUGAAAAGAAAAUGAAAGAUGCUGCUGAUGAAGAAGACAGAAAGAAGAGAGAAGAAGAAGAAAAACUUCGCAAAGAAGAGGAAGAAAAAAAUAAGCCAGAAGGUGAUGAUGAGGAGGAAGAAGAUGAAGAUGAUGGUGAAGAGGAAGAAGAUGAUGACCAAGAAGUUCACGAUGAAUUGUAGAUGACAGCAACUAUUUCAAUUUGUGAUUUGUACUUGUUAGUGCAGUAUUGGGAUGAACGCUCAUUUUUAAAAGACUCAUUCAUCAAUCAUUUGGGGAACUUAUGUUUUUGUUAAUUUCUACCAUCACUGGGAGUACUUUUUAAUAUAACAAGGGGACUAGAAUUUAACUUAUACCAUUGUGCAACUGUGUUUGAAUGCUGUGUAAAUGUCGUGUUAGGAGUUGAGAUACGAAUGAAGGAGUAUUUGUUGAUGUUAGUGACAAAGAGAAUUGAUAGGUGUUUGGUACCUGGGCUUGCUUUUACAGUCUUUCUGAGUAGCUAAUGUCAAAGAGUCCCUGACAUAAUCGUUUAAAGGGUUGGAAAUUCAACCCGUUUCAAACUUUAUGAGUAAUAAGUUCUGUUUUUUAAGUUUCCUUUUGUAGUUUUUGAUCGUCGUUUCUUUACCUAUGAUUUAAGACUGUAGUUUAAGUCCAGGUUCUGUCAAGUGUUUUGAUCCGUGACAUUUAUUGGUAAUAAACACUCUGUUUUAUAAAA
This is a messenger RNA of Pecten maximus, 1857 nucleotides long. Its product is annotated as calreticulin-like. Gene Ontology annotation, cellular component: endoplasmic reticulum membrane; endoplasmic reticulum. Gene Ontology annotation, molecular function: calcium ion binding. The record is from RefSeq and is a predicted model, not a curated record. NCBI's taxonomy places the organism in Eukaryota, Metazoa, Mollusca, Bivalvia, Pectinida, Pectinidae. Gene Ontology annotation, biological process: protein folding. The transcript has 9 exons. The coding region runs from base 89 to 1324 and encodes 411 amino acids.